AUGGCGUCCAAACCACCGCCAGCAGCCGAACUGCUCAAAUCCCCACUCACAUCCCCUCGCAUAUCUACCUCGCAAACCACUCCCCAGCUCUCAUCCUCUGUCCCUGCAUCGGCAGCAACAACAUCACGAAACUCGAUAAUGCAUUCCCCCACAUCCAUAUCCAGCACCAUAAUUCCACCACAUUCCAUCCCGCAUCCACCAAACAUGGACUGGAACCUUGACGAAACGGCCCAGCUUGACGAGCUAAUCAACAAUAACGAGGAAAUCGAAGAAGAGCUGGUCCCAUGCGAGAAUUGGAGUAUGGUGGCAAAGGGCGUGUAUCGUAGCAGCAUGCCAAAGAAGAAGAAUUAUGGGUUUUUGAAGAGUGUGCGAUUGAGAUCUGUCUUGACACUCAUAUUAGAGGAAUAUCCAGAAGGAAAUAAGAAGUUUCUGGAUGAGAAUGGAAUUCGGUUGUUUCAGUUUGGCGUGCCUGGGAAUAAGGAACCAUUCGUGGAUAUACCUGAGGAGACUAUAUCUGCUGCGUUGUCUGUUAUACUAGAUCGUAGAAACCAUCCUUGUACGUGCUUUUUAUCUCAACCACCACCAUUCACUAACAAUACCUCUCUAGUACUCAUACACUGUAACAAGGGAAAGCACCGAACAGGCUGCCUCGUAGGCUGCCUCCGCAAAUUCCAACACUGGUCACACACAUCCAUAUUCGACGAGUACCGGCGCUUCUCACACCCCAAAUCCCGGUCUAUGGAUCAGCAGUUUAUCGAACUGUUCGAUGUGCGCAAUGUCGAUGUUGAUGAGGCGUGGAUGCCUGAAUGGCCCGAGCUGGGUGGAGUGUGGAGGAGGAGGGGGAAGAUGUGA
This is a messenger RNA of Synchytrium microbalum, 852 nucleotides long. RefSeq lists its product as uncharacterized. Gene Ontology annotation, molecular function: phosphatase activity; inositol diphosphate tetrakisphosphate diphosphatase activity. The record is from RefSeq and is a predicted model, not a curated record. Gene Ontology annotation, cellular component: cytoplasm. NCBI's taxonomy places the organism in Eukaryota, Fungi, Chytridiomycota, Chytridiomycetes, Synchytriales, Synchytriaceae. The transcript has 5 exons. The coding region runs from base 1 to 852 and encodes 283 amino acids. Gene Ontology annotation, biological process: dephosphorylation.